GUAUAGUGACCACCACCCCGUGACGUAAGGACGCAAGAAGCGGGCGCAUUGCAUUGUGGUCGCCGGUGCCUCGGAAACAGAAAGCAGUGGCGUUUGCGCUCCAUGGAACUACGCCAAGAGAGGCCUUAACAUUAACAUUCAGUCUGGACACAGUAAAAGUUCUGUAGUUUGUGAGCUUUGACCGCCUACAAAAGCAGCCAUGUCGUCGACAUCCCAAAAACAUAGAGAUUUUGUGGCUGAGCCCAUGGGUGAGAAGCCUGUGAUGGCUCUUGCAGGCAUUGGAGAGGUCCUUGGCAAAAGACUGGAGGAAAAAGGUUUUGACAAGGCGUAUGUCGUCCUCGGGCAGUUUCUAGUGCUAAAGAAAGAUGAGGAGCUUUUCCGGGACUGGCUGAAGGACACUUGCGGGGCAAAUGUCAAACAACAAGGUGACUGCUAUGGCUGUCUUAAAGAAUGGUGUGACGCCUUCUUAUAAAGCAUUCAGUCGUUGUUUUAUACUUCUAAAGUCCAAACUGUACAUUACAUCUGUGAUCUUGAUUCAAUUCAGCUACACCAUAUAUAUAUGAACUGACACUGUACAAUCUAGGGAAAGUAUUGAAGUCCAAUUUAUUUUUAAAUUAUACUUAAAGCUGUUAGUGUAUUUCUGAAAUCCUUUGACCCCCAAACUGAAUUCACACAUUACACACACAGGUAGCCCUUUUAUGGCGGACAUUUUAACUUGUCAUAGUAGUAAAAGCAGUAAGUUUAACUAAUAACAGUAAUGGCUCCUGUCCAUUUCGGUGUACCAGUAAGUCAUGUCAUGUCACUGAGCCAGCAUGCAAGUAGCAGGGCUGUGACCCAGGGACACCUAAAUGUAAUGCAGUCCUUAUUAAUGUUAUGCUGUGAGAACCAACUAUAGAGGUGCCUCAGGCUAAAACUGUUGGUUUCCAGUUUUGGGAAAAAUUCAUUCAAUUCUCAUGUUCAUAAUAUAAAUUUUGUCCAACGUCAUUGGAAUAUUGCAUGUACCUUCUGCUAAAGGUUGAAUUUUAAAUGUAUGGUUCAUCCAUUGUUGGUCAUGUACUGGGAAUGUUUUUUUUUUUUUAGCUAAACAUGGCUAGCUUGUUCUAUGUUUAAACCUUAUACCUUCAGACAAAUUUUGAUGUUUUUCAGUUCAGCACCCAUUUUUCUUUCUGUGUAACCUGAUGAUUUAGCAGUACAAUCCAGACUAAUAUUUGUACUCACCUGCCACUCUUGGGCUUCUUACACCGUUUGCCUGUUUUAAAGCCAUUGGAAAGUUGAUGUCAGCUUUUUAUUUUUUAUUUUUUAAAUGGCACAUCGUAUCAAAGUUUACUAUGAUGUACUUUUGGUCCAACAACAAUGUUUAAAAGAGGUGCAUUGUCUGUUUGAACUGUCUUACAGCGGGUGUGACUGAUUUAUGUGACACACAAAAACUAAUCCUCAAAACUAAUGUUACACUGGUUUUAGCAGAUUUUUUAUAUAAUUACACACUUUUAACUUUUGAUCUCAAAUAAAGAAACAACAUGGUCAGACCCCCACAUACGGUCUGUUCAAAGUUUGUAUGAACCCGAAGAUGGAAAAGUAUAUGAAUAAAGAUGCCAAUGCAACAUACUCAAACACUUUCAAAAA
This is a messenger RNA of Sander lucioperca (pikeperch), 1623 nucleotides long. It is a transcript of the gene banf1, whose product is annotated as BAF nuclear assembly factor 1. The coding region runs from base 200 to 472 and encodes 90 amino acids. Gene Ontology annotation, molecular function: DNA binding. The transcript has 3 exons. The record is from RefSeq and is a predicted model, not a curated record. Lineage: Eukaryota; Metazoa; Chordata; Actinopteri; Perciformes; Percidae.